UCAACUACCUUGGUAAGAAAAAAAAAGGAUUUCAUAAUAGAACUGGGGACUAGAGGCCUCUCCGAUUGAGAGGAUAAAGUCUGUGAUUCAAAAACCAAACCAGUUGUUAGAGCUGGGUCGGAUAGGCAAUCAACAUGAUUGGUCCCGACCCAGUUUAAGUAGUUGGGUGUGAGUGCGCUUCUUCAAUCUAGGUAAGCGAAAGCAAGCAGUAGAUCGAGAAAAGAAAGAAUACGGAUUGCAACCUACAGAUGAAGAAUAGAAUUAAAUAAGAAGAGGAAUCAAUCGUUCAGUGAUCGCUACGCUUGAUUGGGGCAGGCUACCCACACUGUUUUGGCUAAAAAGCCAUCUCCUUGCCUCACAGUUUACCUACUCCAAAGUGAAGACAAAAAAAUCUGUCUAAAUAGCUCCGGUGGAGCUUCGCGGGGAUCGUACGUCAGCCAAGGCCUUAGACCGGAGUCCCUGCAGGUUCUCAGCUUCUGUUCUUUCAUAACCUCCUCGGUGCCUCUUCCUGGCUACUCCACUCCCAGUCGGGAUGGGUGCCACAGCUUGUACUGGCUAAUUCUUUAUAUAUAACCUAUCUUUCCAUUUGAAGGAGUCUAUCCCACAGCUUAAGUCUGAAACACUACUAUAUCGGAAUCGGACGAAAAGUCUUUCCCGGCCUCACUGAGUGGAUCUGGUGCCCACACUUUAUAUAGUCCUUUUAGCUUUAUUGGAGGAUGUGCCCAAGCUUCUUUUGCUAAAGCACAUCUCCUGUCUGAACCCUUGACCGAUUCGAAAUGAACAAACCCACAUUUUUGAAAGAGAUGAUCGAGUCUGCCAUCCUAGGCGGUUCUCCCGUAGCGUCUCUGCCGGCAACUUUCUAAGGUUCAGGUUUGUCUGCCUAUCCUAGGUGACCAUCUUCGUCUACUACAACUAGGGGUGUGUGCCAUAGAGUGUGGUUCCAGGUGCAUUUCCAGUUUUGAUAGUUGUUGUCCUUCCUCUGUGAUUCAAGACAAAGAGUAUAGGCUAGAGUGGCUUUCCCGAGUGAAAAAAAGGUAUAGUGGAAUCUCCGAACGAACACUUCGAAUCUGUAUGCUCGUGCUUUCCGGGAAGGCUGGUCCGGUUAGUCCUUCUCCAAUUAGCAUCUCGCCUGAUCGUCCGCUGAAUAAAUCGCACAUGCUCCAAGGACUUCACGGAAUUAGGAGGCACACAGGUAGGUAUACCAAGAUAAAUGCGGGUAAGCCACGGGGUAAAUAACCCCUUAAUAAAAGCAUGCAUUUCCAGACAAGAAGAUUGAUUGUGGAGGAAUUGUCCACAUGAUGAACCAAACGGAGCUUGAGGGGCAGAGUGAAGUUACCAUUUGAGGAGCAGAUGUCCCGGCUGGUAAGGGAAAUGAAUGAAAGAAGCUUCUCCAAUAGGAGGCAUGUGUUGAGCAUUUGUUUCCUUUGGCAGCUGAAGUUCCAGUGCCAUUUGAGUAAGGAAGAUUGGCCAAUCUGAAUGACUCCCUGUGAGACUUUGAGAGCAGAUGUAUUAGUAGUUCCAUUUCUAGUUGAAAACAACAAAUUAGAAUUCAAUCACCAAGUGGAUAUCUCGAUAACUAAAGGUGCCAAGCCUCGGAUUCGACUUGAAAUGAGGAUAAGGGUUCCAGCUAGAUAUGUAUGAUUCACCCGGUACCUGGUAUUGGUAGUAGCAUCCGUCUCUUUCCCCUCCCUCUGUAUGAGUAGAGAGGCUGAGGGGAGGUCUACUAAAGGGCUACUCCACCGGACGAUUGUUGUCUUCUUUCAAUAAUGCUUUGUUGGUCACCGCUGCGAGGCAUCGCCUGUUGUACAGUUGCUUUAGCCUAGGAGCCAACCUAGCUAAGGUUCACUCCUUUUUUUUAUUUCCUUGAGGAUGAGGACUUUUCAUUCGAUAAAGGACUUGAGAUAGACAAUUGCAGUGAGUCUUAUCCCGGGUAUGGGACCCUAGGCCCUGAAUCUAUUAUAGUGUUAUAAGUCCUCUUUCUUUAUUUGCAUAACCUCGCAUCACACACAACAACAGGCAUGGUUGCGCACCAACCGGAGUCGGUCCUUGCAUUCAAAUAGGGGAGCUCUCAAGCUCGAUAUUUUCUUUCUCGGUUGAUACCAGCACACAAGGAUCUUCCCUAUGAACAGGAGGCAAGAUUUCCGCAGCUCCGAACUUUGACCACGAAACAGAGAACAAGGCUGAAAAGAAGCUUUCUUCACUUUGACGAUCCUAGUGUGAGUGGAUGCGUAGUUUGAAAGUAUUUCCACCUGAACCAGGGUCGUGCUGAACCUUUUUCUGGCUGACGUUCCUUGGAGGUCCACAUGGACUUAGAAUGAGGAAGUAAAGCAUCGAAUUCCAUGUGUUCAGCAUGGAUUUCAAGAUGAGGAAUAGCACAAAAGAGGAAGCGUCCGGCAUGAGAGAUGGCUUCAGACUCGACCUGAAAGGUGCCAGUUACAUCUAUUGGACCAGACGGAAAUACAAGCUUUCUUGUAGCAUGCAUGGGUUCGACGUAUUCUUUUGCUUGAAUUCGACUAGAUCCCUUACCGCCUAGUAGUUCUCACUGGUAGGCUACCGGGGAAACUCGGUGGAGCCGCUGGUGGUUAUUUGUCUCUUUUUCCCUGAGUGGGCGCCCUAGUCGACCUCUUCUCUUUAUCCAUUCCACUUUCUGUAAACCCCUGACUCUGUGUCUCGCGCUUUUCAGCCUGAAUUCCAUUCCCGUAAUUCUUCUAUUCUAUGAAACUACAUACAUCAAUUAAUAAAAUAGUAUAGUAAUAGAAUCUAAGAUAGAGUCUUACUUACAAGUGGCCCUUUCGGGGACUCUUGGGUGAGACUGGAAAGCAAUACGGAUUAUACCCUUCCCUUCGUGCCCCUCACCCGAGGUCACCAGUUGUCCAUUCAAUCCGAUCGGGGAAUAAGCCAAGACCCUCCUUCCGAGGGUUAGGUUCAAGGGUUGAUUCGAAGACGCAUCUCCUCUCUUCGGGAAGCUAACAAAUAAAGAAAGCUUUUGGCCUCCUUGCCUCUGUAUGAGCCUUUUCGCUAAUAUGCUCGGUAAGGGUUCCUUGCUUGUGGAGUUCCUUCUUGGAUUGAGGGAGUACGGAACCAAGCCCGGUGUUCUCUCCCAUUAAGUUAAGCAAUUUCUAAAUUCAUUCAAGGCUUGCUUUUAGAGCAAUGAAGCUGAAAGAUGAAUUGAGAAGAUCCAGAGCGAACUAAUGAGUUUGAGUUCAUGAGGUUUAGAAGCUAAAUUGCACGAGCAUUAGAGUAGCUAGGAUUUGAUACGAGUGAGACGAAGACUCGAUGGUUCUUACAGACCAAUCUCGACAAAUAACAUAAAUUGGACAGUAACGAAUACGAAUUCAUUCCAUUCGAAAUUCUUUGUCUCUCGACUUAUAAUUUGAAGGUUUUUAUUCCAUUGUUGAAAAUCGAAGUUGUGUAACGCAUAUAGUUAUCGAUUGAUAAGUGACUUCGUUUCCAAGCUUUUCCGUAAGUAAAUCCAGCUCGUCUUUAUUCUCUUAUUCCAUUCAUGAGUUGCUAACUGACUAUUUAUCAAUAGUGUGAUUUUUCUCAGGUGACUGAUCGAGUUGAAUCAGAAAUUAACAGAUAGGGGAAUGGCCUGCUCUAGAUGCUCUCGAAGCAGUCGUAAGCCUAAGGUAAGGUUUGAAAUCCUUAGGUUUAGCCUAGCCCUUUAUCGAAGAAAAUGGAAAAAAAUCCCGCCGUGAAAGUGGCACGAACCGGGAUAUCCUAUCGGAAAGAGAAAGGCAUUAGCCAAUCCCAGGAACGGAGCGUAGAAGGUAUGAGUUCGACACCCGCUUAGCCCAUAGCUUUAUGGCUUAGAAGAGUCGCUGGCAUUGGCUCUUUGCUUUAGGGACAGUCGAUCAAGGGGAUGACGGAAGAUGGCAGAGAAUGUAGAAGAUAGCCACAGACAAGGGCUUUCGGCAAAGAAGGUGUAGGCGGAAUAAGCUGUGAUUGGAUUGGACCAAAUAAAUGCCUUUUUUUUACACCAUUGCAUUGGUCCAUGCCUCUCUCAUUCUAAAAGUAGCUGUCUCCAUCCCUUCUAUGAGCAGGGCUUUGAACCUCGGAUGCAACUCAUAAACUUUUUUGUUAUUCUGUAAAGGAAAGGGGCUGGGAGUCACUACUAUUACUACUAAGGGACCAAAAAACCUUUCUCGUCUGUCAUGGAGAACCUUCCCGGGCUCUAGCUCUACCAUAGACUUAGAAUAAGCGGGACUAGAGGACAAAGCAUCGAGAAGAAAAGCCUUCAGAGCCAAGACCUACUCCUAAAUCAGCAGAACUACGGAUGAAGCAAGAACUCUCAUCCUACAGACAUCAAAGAAAUCGCUGUCUAAAGCCAAUGAUUAGCGAGCAAGCAAGCCAAGCCGCAAGGAAAGGGUCACCGAAGUAGGGGACCGCAGCUAGCGAAGUGAACCGUUAGAAACCGGGGUAUAAAUAACAACAAGUCAGGCAUGAAAGCCAAGUGAAGUGACCAGAGGGUUAGGGUGCGGCGCCAAUUCUUAAUUGUGGUGUGAGGCAGUCACUUCGUCACGACGAACAAAACCAAUGGCAGUAAAAGCAGAUGUCUGGUCUCGGUUAAGCCCAACGCUACAUGGUUAUGUAGCUCUUAUUGGAUUAAAACCCAUGAUACAAGAAGGUUGUAUAUAGAUCUAGCAAAUCCGUGUCUUAAGCCCACCCAGAAGGCUAGUUGGUAGAGCGAUCAGUUUAUCUGAAUAAAGGUAGGUUCGAAUCCCAUUUCCUCCGGCACGGAAGUGGAACGGGCGGGCGAAAUUACGUGAGAGAGAGAACCUCUUGGUGUGUGUUGGUGGAGUCCCCCGGAGGACAGAAAAGCACUACCUACUUAGUGAGCGGAGAGCCCGUUGCGCGUUGUUUUGACCGGCCUAUCUUCUUUUGAUAAGCAAGCUCCCUCCGGCAGUCCCUGGGCGGCUCUCGGUUCUUGAGCAUGUUGGGAGAGGAGAUUAGGCGGCAGUUGAAAGAGCUGCUCGAAAGCUUGACGAACGAAAAAAGCCCUUUCUUUUCAGUUAUUAGUCAAGGGCUUUUCCCUGACUAGUCAAGUGGUAAGUAAGGUAGGGCGCUAUUCGAUGAAGAAAACAUAAUUUAGGAAAGUGGUUCAGGUAGCUCAGCUGGUUAGAGCAAAGGACUGAAAAUCCUUGUGUCAGUGGUUCGAAUCCACUUCUAAGCGGGCUUUGGGUCCAAAGGACAGGUAGCCGGGAGCGAGCCGGAUUUUUUUUAAUUCAAGUGAAAGAGGAAGCAAAAAAAAAUGUGAGCGCUCCUGCACUAUACGGCUUUUUGGCGUCGCCCUAUCUUGCUGGAGGCAGAUUUUCUAAAAAAAGCGGUUGAUUACUCGGAUUGGUUCUCGCGUCCCUAUGCCCAAAAGGAUGGGCGAGUUCGGUUCGAGUCUUCAUCGAUCGGGUGGAUCUAUAUGCUGAGGGGGGUGAGACGAGGUGUAGCGCAGUCUGGUCAGCGCAUCUGUUUUGGGUACAGAGGGCCAUAGGUUCGAAUCCUGUCACCUUGAUGUGAAGUGCACAGCCCGGCACAGCCUAAAGAGCACCCGUAGUAAACGCUCUUUUAGAAAGAUAAAAAAAUAGACCGCCCUUGAUCUGAUCUGGGCGGGAUCUAAAGCAGCAUUUCUUCCAAAUCGGGGGCAAGCUUGAGAUAGAUUUUAUAAUAUGCUUAACACAACACAUGCAAUUCGAACGAAGUUUUCUCGGAAUGAAAGUCACUCCGUUGGGUUCAAUGCCCGCUAGUCCCAUGCAUCCUUCCUUUCUGUUGGUCAACAACCAACCACAUAUCACUCACUACUCCUACAUGAAGGGACUCUCUUUCUGUCCGGAGGGAAUCAUUCUUUCUCAAUCAAUCAUGCCUCAACUGGAUAAAUUCACUUAUUUCACACAAUUCUUCUGGUCAUGCCUUUUCCUCUUCUUGCUUUCUAUUUUCUUCCACUACUUUUUUCCUUCCUUUAGGUAUACAAGUGCGUCUCUUUUGCUUCUAUCUAACAAGGCCCAAGUUACAGCGGGCUCUUUCUAUUAUGAAAUGGUUCAUCUUUUUCUGUUUAUUGGUUAGUUUAGUAUAUAGGAUUUCUACCUUCUUUGAUUUGAUCUUUCUGUGUGCCCCGUACUUCCCCUUUCGUCCGGUGGAUCCCACUCGGAAGCUUCUAACCUAACAUAGGCCAAGUUCCCUACAGUAAUGAGGCAGGCCCCUCCUCGGUAAGGCAAGGGGUAGAUUCGCUGAGCACUCCCGGCGGUUAGGGGAUAUGUGGCCCAUCACAACCUCAAAAGUUUUAUCACAGGCGGAUGAAGAAAAGCUAUGGUAAAAGUCUGAUGAGUGGCUGCUACGAAACCUAUCCUAUUUUGAAAAUCAAAUCCAAGACCAGAUAUCCCUUUUUUUGAAGAGCAACAGAAAACAUGCGGGCCCUUGCGCCUGAGCGUACGGCCCAUAUUCUUGAGGAUUUCGGGGAAAAAUAUGGACUGGACAAACUGCCCGAAAUCCUCAAUGAUAUGAAGACCCAGAGAUUAGAAAGUCAGUAUUACAUGGAAUCAACCUGAUACGGGAUCUUGGAUGGAAUGCUAAAAUGAUCAAGAAGGAGUGGUAUGGUACAAAUAAAUAAAAAUCGAAAGAUUUAUCGCAAGCCAAUUUUGACGAAUAUUGAAAUGAGGAGGAAGAGGUUGCCCACCCCCUUCCUAAUCCGCUCGCUUACCCGGGGGAGGCUCAAGAACCUCAGGCGGCAGCACCGGAAAAUCAAGAUCCUCUGAUUCCCGCCCUUCACCCUCCUUUACUGGAUGACACCACCCGUAUAGUCGACCUCUCUUCGCGCUUAAGGACUAAUUGGUUGGGUUAUGUGUAUGACGAAACACAUAUGGACUCCUUUGUUCAGACUCAACUUCAAAUUGAAAAACAUAUCGAAGCAGCACUUGUUGAGGACGGGUAUGCUCGUCAAAGUGUGUUUCAAAAAAGAGAUCAGAUACGGGGCUUUCUUUUUUAUCCGGAGGGUCAGGCACUUUCUUUGAAAGCUUACUCUAAUCAUCUAACUCACUCAAAUUGGAACUGUAGGUACCCGAAACAGUAUUCCAUAUCGACAGGUCAGAAGAGCCCUUAACUACUAUCAUCUCUUUUUAGAAAGAAGAUGAUAGUAGAGUAGGGUUUUUUUCUUUUUUUUCGGUAUGCCGCUCCGCCAGCAAGGAGUGCCACGCACGAGCGGAGCGAAAACUAAGCAGGGGUAAUUAUUCGUUGGGAGAAAUCCUUUGAUUGCGUAUUGAAUAUAGAUCCAUGUCUUUCUUGUUCCACUAGCUAGGACAAAAUUCUCAUAUGUCCCUUUCGUUAUUACAACCUUCUUUUUUGAUGUCAAAGACCAGAAGCUAUGCGCUAAUUCUCAUUGGAUCUCGGUUGUUCUUAACAGCGAUGGCUAUUCAUUUCAGUCUUCGGGUAGCACCAUUAGAUCUUCAACAAGGUGGAAAUUCUCGUAUUCUGUAUGUACAUGUUCCUGCGGCUCGGAUGAGUAUUCUUGUUUAUAUCGCUACGGCUAUAAACACUUUCUUAUUCCUAUUAACAAAACAUCCCCUUUCUCUUCGCUCUUCCGGAACCGGUACAGAAAUGGGUGCUUUUUUUACGUUGUUUACCUUAGUUACUGGGGGGUUUCGGGGAAGACCUAUGUGGGGCACCUUUUGGGUGUGGGAUGCUCGUUUAACCUCUGUAUUCAUCUCGUUUCUGAUUUACCUGGGUGCACUGCGUUUUCAAAAGCUUCCUGUCGAACCGGCUCCUAUUUCAAUCCGUGCUGGACCGAUCGAUAUACCAAUAAUCAAGUCUUCAGUCAACUGGUGGAAUACAUUACAUCAACCUGGGAGCAUUAGCCGAUCUGGUACAUCAAUACAUGUUCCUAUGCCCAUUCCAAUCUUGUCUAACUUUGCUAACUUCCCCCUCUCAACCCGUAUCUUGUUUGUUCUGGAAACACGUCUUCCUAUUCUAUCUUUUCCCGAAUCUCCUUUAAGGGAUGAAAUAGAAGCUCGAGAAGGAAUAGCAAAACCUAGUUUACUUCCCAGCUCAAACUGAACGCAAACUUAUGGUUGACGCCGUAGAGAAUAUAAAGCCCAUAUGCGAAGUGGAAAAAGUACCUCUAUAUUUUGUGUAGACUGCUUUUUGAAAGUGAAAUAGAGACUUUCACUAAAGAGUGAGAUUGAGGAGGUAUUCACAUAAGAAAGUGGCAGUAGUGCUUUCCUAUAUAAGAGAAAGGCUGCUCUUACCUGGGUCUGCCUAAGCACCGGCUUUGGAGAGGUCUUUCUUUGUCUCUUUUCUGGACGGCUUACCUAAGCUUGGCACAGAUGUUCGUACAAUCCAAUCUGUCUUUCUCUUCAAAGACAAAAGAUGAAUAGCUUUCCUUUCUUACUGUAUUGCCUUAUCCUUGAUUCGGCAUUACCAGCCUUAGGAAUCGAUCUAGAUGCACCAUUUCCGGUAUUAUCAAAUAAGAAGUAAUUCCUCUUUGCGUAGAUGAAAAAAGGUUGGGCUACUUCCUCAAUCAAUGCCCGAGAGCUGCUCGAAGCAAAAACCUUAUCCUAAAGUAAAGUGGCAGUAGUCUAGGCGGACACCUUUUCUUUUGCCUUACCCGCUACGCCCCCUUUCUAAGUAGCAGCUUAGGGUUUGACAAACCUUAAUUCAAAAGCUGGAAACUCAUAUGCUAGUACACUUGCCCCAUCUCCAUGAAAGUCUUAGCCAGUGCUUCUUUCCGCCUUCCAACUGAAUAGAUUCUCUCUAUCUCUAUUUCACUUUCAGGGGUGAGUAUUAAAACGCCAUAGGAAAAGAAAGGGGUUAGCUCUUAGCUCGCUGGUAGUACUGAUACAAUCAAUAUGUACACACAUAUUAGGAAACUAAAAAGCAGAAAGAUCCUUUCAAAUCAAAAGGGGGUUGGAUACUCACACUCGGGAACUUUUCCCAAUCUCUCUUCAAACUUACCUUUUAAUUAAGGUUAGAACCUUCCUAAAAUUCAGGAGUUUCCAGCUAUGCCGCACUCUCAAAUCCACUCAAAAAAGCAUAGCGAGAGAUAGCAGCUUCUGAUUCCGGAGAUUCUAUCUAGGUUCUAGUUAAACUCCCUGGUUAUAGGGGCUUCUAAUAGUACUGGAAAAGAAAAGGAGUCUUGUAUAUCGUAUCCUAGUACAGGAAAGAAAGAUGUUAUAAAACAGUCAAGAUUAUAUGUUAGUACUCCAGGUACUCUCUUAUUCGAGACGAGAAUAGGCCCAACUCGCCUGCAUCGACAGCAAAGGAAACUGGCAGGGAAAUAGAUGCCCCAUUUUUUCUCCAAGAAGAUCAAUGGCAACUGGCACUUAAACUAGAUAUCCCUAAGCCAGAUACUCAGGGAUGAAAUGACUCUUAUGAUAGUUAGAUGGCGAAGAGUUAGAACGUGGCUAAUCCGCUUUCUCCCAUUUCUCUCUACUCUAUCUAUGAGGGCUAUGAAGGAAUUCGUUCAUAGAAUGCGAUUGCACUACUUUUUGAAAACAACCGUACGGGAUAUACUCGGCCGAGGAGAUUGUACCAAAGGAGACCCGUUUUACCGAUCGUUUGAUUGGGUGUGUCCUUAGUCGCUCCAGAGAAGCCAUACCCUUAGGAAGCUUACCCAACUCAUUUUUUAACUCCCAAGAAAGGAAGACAACCCCAUUAAAUCGUGCAUAAUUGAAGAGGAAAGAUUCUCUAAAAGCCGGCGGUUUUUUUUUCUCCUUAUACAGAUGACUCCCCCAUUUAUCGAAUAGGCAGCUAGACUUUGCCCGCUAGUCUACCCUACUCAUACUGUCACACCGGCUUGGUGAAUCUCCUCGCUUGCUUGCUGUCUAAGCCAGCCCACCGCUUUUUUACUUUACUUGACGCCUUCCCAUCCGAGUGACAUAAGCCUAACCCUGUCAACAGUCCUUCAACUUCAAGUGGGAUAAGAACUCAACAGAUUCAAUAUCAUAUGAGAAAAUAGGCUGUACUACAAUAAGCGCUUCGUUACGCUACGUUUUUCCCUAGGGCUUGAACUGCUGUAGACAAGACCGAGAGUAAGACUAGUCAAGCAUCUAUUCUUAUUCAAAGUGAUUUCACUAUCACUAAUAGGCUAACAGUCUCGAACUUAACUUAUAGAAGGAGCUACUUCCAAGCAGCUACGCGUCUUGGAUGUCUUACCAUCCCUACUCAAACGCUCUAACCCUAUCGUUUUGUAAACUCCGCUCCCUAUCUAACUAAGAGUCUAUUCGAACCCUAGGACUGAUCUUCCCGUUGGUUUUGCUACAUCAGUACUUACAGCCGGGUGGCAUAGCGAAAUUCCUCACCGAGCAGCUCACUCUGAGAUCUUUUGUCGAGUCUUGUGUGUGUGGAUUCUUUUUUUUGGUAUAUAAGAGUUAGUCAAUACUUUUCUCUUUAUAUUAAUAUAACAGACUUUUGAGAUCCGAUUUGAGACUGGGACCUUAAAGAGCAGAAGGUCGUCUGUAAAGUCUCAUCCCGUGCUGCCUGGGUACGAAAGAACUAGGUGUUGAUUCCCCUGACCUGGCUAUCUUUCCAGAAAUGGUUGAAUAUGACUAAAAGGCUAGGGCUUAAAAGCGCCUAAGACUACGACUCUUUCCUUCUAGCAGAAGGUUGGCACAACACAAAAGAAGAUGAUUCUAAGCCCUCGCUUAUCGACAAGCUUAACCACGGAAAGCAUUUGAACCAGACUGAAGCAGGGGCAAGCCGUAUGCGGAUGAAAUCGCUGCAGAGUCGUUCGCAGCAAAAACUAAGACUACCCCAGAGGUAAGGGGGGUCGAGCACGUAGUACCUUGGUCGCCUGGGUUGAUGCAAAAAAUCCCAGGAAAAAGAACAGUGGCAAGAUUUGAAUUGACUUAUCCGAGGGGAUUUCGGGUUGAAUCCAAUUUUACGGGGAAAAUGCAAGAUUAAAAUCCUAGGAUUCCCAGUAAAGUAAG
This is a messenger RNA of Vigna unguiculata (cowpea), 10907 nucleotides long. RefSeq names its product putative cytochrome c biosynthesis ccmC-like mitochondrial protein. Lineage: Eukaryota; Viridiplantae; Streptophyta; Magnoliopsida; Fabales; Fabaceae. Gene Ontology annotation, molecular function: heme transmembrane transporter activity; heme binding. Gene Ontology annotation, biological process: heme transport; cytochrome complex assembly. The record is from RefSeq and is a predicted model, not a curated record. Gene Ontology annotation, cellular component: plasma membrane.